CUGUUGUAUUAAAAGCUCAGACAGGCAAAUACAUAUAUACGCUUCUCUUGAAAUUAAAUGACUUGAACUGAAACUCAAGAUGAUUCUGUCUGUGUCAACCAUCUUCCUAAUCACAGUAGGUUGGUGUGAAGCAGUGAUAAGGACUGGCUAUCUGGGAGAAAGAACAAACAUUUCCUGUCACUACCAACCGAAUAUUAGGGCAGCCUUCAAACACGUCUGCAAGCACACUAGUGGUAUAAAUUGUAAUUAUGUGGCUUCCACAAACACAAAAAUCAAUACUCCGGAUGGAUUUUUCAUAAAUGAUGACAAACUACACAGAGUUGCAACUGUUACCAUCAGUAGUGUGUCUGACAGUGACAUUGGAGAGUACUGGUGUGCAGUUUCUAAUUUAUAUGGGUUUCUUAUCACCUUUGAAACAGUGACGUUUUGGGCCAUACCACUAACUGGCUACACAGGAGGUGAAGUACAGAUGAAAUGUCCAUAUGGAAGCAGAUUUGAGAAAAAUGCUAAAUACCUUCAAAAACUAGGAUCCCCCACCAGUCUGAUUCAAACUGAACAUGACCAAGUCAGGGCUGACAAUGGAAAGUUUUUCCUCUACGACAACACAAGCGACAAUGAGGUUACGGUGACCAUCAGAGGACUAGAGGCAGACGAUUCUGGGAAAUACCGCUGUGGAAUAAAGGAUAAUGAUCCUUAUCGUGAAUGGCCACUGGCAGUUAAAAGCUUGAUUAGUGUGAGCGGCUUUAAGGGGCACACCCUUAACAUACCCUGCAAGUAUCAGAACACCAGUGGGGCAUAUCGUAAACAUUUCUGCCGGGGAAAAGAUCCAAGGAAGUGUUUGGAGGAGGGAGUUUUGAGUGAGGACAGAGUCUCUUUGCGGGACAUUGCUGCUGAUCAAGUCUUCACUGUUACCAUCUCUAACCUCACAGCCGAGGAUGCUGGGAUAUACUGGUGUGUGGUGAUUAUUGACAACAGUGGACCAGACUUCACUUCAGCUGUUCAGCUAACUAUCAAGAAAGAUCUUUCACACGUCAUGGUGUCUGUUGCUGUGUCGUUGGCUGUGGUUGCACUGCUGAUAGGGAUGGUAAUCCUUAUCGUCUGCAGAAAAAGAAGAAGCAAGACAGGUGGUAGAGGGACGAACAUCGACCAGGACACAUCAAUAAGGACAAUGGUACAAACCAAACAAGAUGGCAAAGAGAACACAACAGAUGUGUCCACAAACCUAAAGACCCCCCUCAACACUGCGUCUGCCACUGCCUAUCUGUCCACCAGCCCCACGGACAUGGUCACUUACUCCUCCGUCAGCUUCCAGAACAGCCCCUCGGACACGGUCACUGACUCAUCCUUCAGCUUCCAGAACAGCCCCUCGGACACGGUCACUUACUCCUCCGUUAGCUUCCAGAAGAGUGCCGCUGGACGCAGUGUCUCGGGAGGUGAUUAUCUCAAAGCCAUCGGAGACCCCGCGUGUGAAUAUGCCCACAUCAAAUAUUCAGCCGAUUCGAAAUAGCUGUUUGUCUCAAUGCAAAGAGAUAUUCUGCCUUUUGUAGUCAGAUUGACAGUCAUGCAUUGCUGUUUUAUUUAUUUUGUGCUCAUGUAAAGAUUUUGACAUUGGAGGUCUCUGAUGGCAGCUCAGUUUUGACAUUCUCAAUGAUGUUUCAUUGUGUUUCGUUAUGUCACUGGAUGUACUAAUCACAAUGCAGGAUAAUGUUCAGAGCAAUAAAGGCGUGUUUCUAUA
This is a messenger RNA of Alosa alosa (allis shad), 1735 nucleotides long. RefSeq names its product polymeric immunoglobulin receptor-like. Bases 80 to 1507 code for a protein of 475 amino acids. The transcript has 7 exons. NCBI's taxonomy places the organism in Eukaryota, Metazoa, Chordata, Actinopteri, Clupeiformes, Clupeidae. The record is from RefSeq and is a predicted model, not a curated record.